CGCCACUGUUUGCGCCUACGUCACUGUCGCGGGCUUUGUUUUGAUAUGGCGGCAAGUUUGUGAAGUUCCCCUUUUAGGAGGGUGGUGGAGUUUUAAACAUCUGUGUUAAACGUCGUCACCUCACUCUACUUAUUUGCGCUGAAGAACAACCAAGAACGGGGUGGCAGCAUCAUGUCCUCUCCCCUCGCCGGGCUUCCGCACUCUUCGUCUGACUUUUUGGCCCGCUGGAUGCCAAGCAGCACCAGGGCCGGUGUGAUUCUGGACCCUGGCUGUCUGCGGUAUGACUCCACGGGAGCUGCCGUGACCUCGGAGCCGGAGGACUUUGCUCCCAUUGCCACCUCAGUGGACAGCAGCUGCCUAGAUGUUGAGAGCCUUUCCGGGGCACCUGGAAGAUACAGUGAGGCGGGCAGGCUGGAGGAGACGCCCAACAGCUCCCAGGAAGUUUCCAUUACGAUGAAGCUGGAUCAGCUGAGGAGGUGGCAGCAGCACUUGCAGGAGCAGCUGAAAGUUGACCAGCUGGACCAGCUCCUUUGCCUCCAGGAGAAGCAGCAGCAGCAGCAGCAGAGGGCUGCAGGAGCCUCUAGUCCUGGGCACAACCACUCCAGUCAUCCCGAGGGAGCCCAAAAGCACCGGCACCAAGAAGAGGAAGCGCUCACACGGCUAGAAAACUGUCAAAAUAGUACUGAAAGGCAUGAUGAGGAAGAUGGCCCGAAACAUGAUGGGUUUCCCACGCCAAGAGCAAAUACCAAUAACCACAACACUCACGACAACAAAAGAAAAGAUAACCGAAUGAUACGAGACAGACCAAUCCAGGCAGGCAAGCAAACAUUUGAAGAGAUGCUAGAGGAGCAGCUGAGAUUGGAAGAGCACAGGUUGAAAUCUGCCCAGCAACAGCAGAAUCCAGAUGGAGGGCAGUCAGCGCCGCCCCCUAAACGGGCAUUUCUGAGGCGAGGCGAGGGCUUGUCUCGAUUUACCAGGAAGUCUUCUCUUCCCAAAGAGGACCUAAACGCAGAUCUCAAACCAUCAAGCCAGGCCACAGUCGUAACCCGCACCACCUCGGAGAAAGGGGUGGAGCAGCGACUUCCCGUCCAGCGCAAAACCGCCACCAUGAACAAGGAGAACCGUCCGAGAGACGAAAGGGACAGAAGAGAUGUCAGGGUUGAGAUGAAAGCAACGCGGACCAAAGUGUUGGGAUGCCACCAGAGACAAAACACAGGGGGGGAAGUGAGGACUAACAGACAAGUGGAGGAAAGUAAAACCGCAACGAAGCAGGCAGACGCGCGGGCAGUGUUGCCCAACGUGCUUCAAGAAUCACUCGAGACGUCCUUGGUGGAGAAGCUGCGCCGUUGGGAGUGCGAACGCCAUCUGGAGAGCAUGGAGCUGGGAGAGUUUGAGCUACUGGAGCAAGCGGCGGACGAGCUCUCCUUCUCAUCCAACUCUUCCUUCGUCAGCAAGAUUCUGCAGAUGGACCGCGAGAAGCAGAAGCUGUUGGGUGUGGCCGGGCUCCACCAGAGACGACUCUCAUCAACACCCAUCAAGCUGCCACCGGCCAGAGAGCAGCAGCGGAGUCCCGAAAUUAUCAGUGGCGCCGUGAAAGGCCAUGACGAGGAGGAGGAGUCCUCAUCAGAGGCCCACGACAACGUUAAAGAGACCGAACGGAUCGUCGACCCGCCGGGUUUUCUCAGCAGCGUAUGCUACCCCGUCCCGUCGGAGCCGCCGUACGACAAGCGCUCUUACCAGGAUGACAACGGCGAGAGCGAAGACGUGGUCAGCAGUAUUGGCGACGACGAAGAUGACGACUCUUCCACACUGGAGGACGACAAAGAUGCGACACCGGGUCAAGUUGUGUUUGAUGACGACACCACGUGGAACGAGACGGACGACACAGCGGUCAGCAUCGAACCCGUUGACGCAGAAGCGGCCAAUCAAGCGUCAGAUGUUGCUCCUACCCUGCCUCCUCCUCCAAACUCCAAACUUAUGAUGAAAUUGUUCCCUGCGCUCAAGCCAAAGACCCAAAAUGCACCUCUUCCUCCGCCUGACAUCACCUCAACCUCCCCACCCGACAAGACGGACAACAAGCCAGAGCAGCAGGUCCAAUCCACACAGUUGAGGGAGCGACUGGUGGAGCUGGAGAUCGAGAUUGAGCGUUUCAAGAAGGAAAACGCAGCGUUGGCCAAGCUUCGACAGGAAAACGAACAGAACCAGGAGAACCUCAGGAAGGAGCGGCUGGCGUGGGAGCAGGAGCGAGCCGAGCAGCUGGCUCGAUUUGAGGAGUACAAGAGGGAAGAAACGGCGAAGCUGCAGCGCGAACGCAAAGUCUUUGAGAAACACGCAUCGGCCGCCCGAGCCGUGCCAGACAAGAAGGAACGUGAGGAGAUACAGGCUCUGAAGCAGCAGCUGAGCUCCCUACAAGAGGACCUGAAAAAGAAGGAGAGUCGCUGGUCCGCCACUCACGGUCGCCUCCGCCAGCAGAUCGACUCGCUCGGCCAGGAGAACAGCGAGUUGAGAGACGAGGUGCGUAUGCUGGAAAAACUUCGCCUGAGUGCCUUGAAGAACUCUGUAGUCACAGAAAAAGACGUCAGACAUGGGCCUUCUGUGAGCAAAGGAGUCACGUUUGCUAGUCCUCUGGACUCGAGGAGUGUCAGCCCUCCACGUGGCAGCGCUGCAGCGCCCCCUAGAGGCAACUCCACUGCACAAGCAAGUAAAGGGACGAAGAGCAGCCUGAAAAAAACAACAGAGUCCUCCUCUUCCUCAUCACCACGAGAAGUGUCAGAGGAAAAGCAAAUGGCUGCCAAAGAGAACUCUCCAAAUGAACAAGAUUCUGACAGCUACUCGCCGUUGGUGUGGGAGUCCAAUGAAGCAGACAGAAGCGAGACGACAUCUUUGCAGGAAGUCAUCACGCAUCCUGAUGGCAAGGUGGAGACGGUCCUGGCGGGUGGCGAUCGCGUCAUUGUCUAUCCCAACGGCACCACAAAACAGGUGUCGUGUGACGGCACGACUGUCACAGUAAAUUUCUUCAAUGGUGACACCAAAGAAGUCACGGCCGACCACAGGGUGUUGUACUACUAUGCCGACACCAAGACGACGCACAUCACAUACCCGGAUGGUAUGGAGGUCCUGCACUUCCCCAACAAUCAGAUAGAAAAACACUUCCCAGAUGGCCGUAAAGAAAUCACAUUUGCAGACCAGACGGUGAAGACCCUUUUCCCAGACGGCAGCGAGGAGAGCGUCAUGACGGACGGAACAGUCGUACAAAUCAAAACGGACGGCACCAAGGAGAUCCAUUUCAACACGGGACAGAAGGAGGUGCACACGGCUGACUACAAGAGGCGAGAGUACCCCGACGGCACGGUCAAGACUGUCUACACCGACGGACGGCAGGAGACGCGAUAUCCUGGAGGACGGCUCCGCGUCAAAGACAAAUACGGAAACGUGCUGACGGACGAGCGGCAGUAGACACGCCACACGUACUGUUCUAGAGCGCCACCAAACACAAGGAGCCUUUUCUAUUUAUUUUUUUCCAGUUUGGAACUCCAUUUUGGCGCGUUACAGCCACACCGAUAAAACAAUGUUAAAAAAUGUUUAAAAAUUACAACAUAUAUGUUGUAAUGUUGAAGAAUGAUCCCCUGCUAGUAGUACAAGAAAAACUUUUAAAUGUUUAGAACUGAGCCCUUAAAAAAAGUUGCAGUAUUAUACAUGUAUAUUUUUUGUAAACUGAACAAAUGUCUAUAUUUGUGUAACUUAUUUAUCAAUGUAAUAAUUUUUUUGUAGAAGAUUUACCAUUAAAAUAUUACAACUUUCUUAUGUAAUUUCUACAUUAUUUUCAAUUUUAUUCACAUAAUGCACAAGCUCAUUCCUGAGUGACUUUUACCUGGACCACUUAAAAAAAGUGUUAAUAUUGCUUUUAAAAAGGUGCUAACGUUAUGGUCAAAAGUGAUAAAGUGUCCAUUUCUUUUACACACCCAUUGCUCACUAUUUUUCACUUUUAAAUGUUCCCUAAGCACUACGUUGACUUCUUUUAUCUGUGACUCUUAAAAGGUCAAAAUAAAGGAAGCUUUUUUU
Molecule: messenger RNA, 4062 nt
Organism: Hippocampus zosterae (dwarf seahorse)
Lineage: Eukaryota; Metazoa; Chordata; Actinopteri; Syngnathiformes; Syngnathidae
Gene: cpap
Product: centromere protein J
Exons: 18
Coding region: 172-3456 (1094 amino acids)
Biological process (GO): centriole elongation; cilium assembly
Cellular component (GO): centrosome; centriole; nucleus
Molecular function (GO): tubulin binding
Source: RefSeq, a predicted model, not a curated record